AUGGAGACCAUCCGUGAUUCAGCAUUUGGAAAGCUCGUGCGCAUCUUUACGAGGAACCGAUGGCUACGAUACCCCGAGGAGAUCGAUCCGGCUCUUUGGACGGAAUGCUUGAAGCCGGAGCCCAGGGUCAAAGAUGAAGAAGCAGCGACGUUGGCGGACACCGAGGACGACACGUUCGGUCUCUACGCCGUCAUGUCACAGGCGUCACGAGCGUCGCGCCGUCUGAACUCAAUAGCGUCAACCGCUGGGGUCAGUGGAGGAACACCGCUUCUGGUUGACUGGCGUGGGCCCGAUGAUCCUGAGAACCCCCAGAACUGGAGCACAACCAAAAAGCUCCUCGUAAGUAGCCAGAUCUGGCUGCUGACCUUUGCCAUCUACAUCGGGUCGGCGAUCUAUACCCCAGGAAUCGAAGGCGUCUCGGAACAGUUCGGCGUAAGUAGAGUCGCCGCCACACUCGGCCUGACGCUAUUCGUGUUGGGAUAUGGCCUAGGUCCAAUGAUCUGGUCCCCUCUGUCAGAGCUCCCAACCGUAGGCCGAAACCCUACCUACCUCCUCACGCUCGUCGUUUUCGUCUUCUUCCAGUUCGCCGUCAUCUACGCAAAGAACUUCGGCAUGCUCCUGGCCUUCCGGUUCCUGACCGGCUUUAUCGGCUCGCCCGCCCUGGCCACCGGCGGAGCAUCCAUGGGCGACAUGUGGAACCCGAAAGUGCGCGACUACAUGAUCGCGAUCUGGGGCUGUUUCGCCAUCUCAGCGCCCGUCCUGGGACCUCUGGUCGGCGGCUUCGCUGCUUCCGCGAAAGGAUGGACCUGGACGAUCUGGCAGCUGCUCUGGGUUAGCGGGUUCGCCCUCGUCCUGCUGUUCUUCUUCCUCCCGGAAACCUUCACGCCCAAUAUUCUCUGGCGACGAGCACGCCGCGUGCGGAAGAUCACAGGGAACUCGAACUACAAAUGCGAAGCGGAGAUCGAGCUCAGCCAGGUCCGGCCUAAAGACGUCCUCUUCGAAGCCGCCAUCCGGCCCUUCCAACUCUGCUUCCUGGAACCCAUCGUCCUCUUCCUCAACCUAUACAUCUCGCUCAUCUACGGCAUCCUCUACAUCUGGUUCGAAGCCUUCCCGAUCGUGUUCAGCGAGAUCCACGGCUUCAACGCGGGGCAAACGGGGCUCGCCUUCCUGGGGAUCCUGGUCGGGACAUUCCUCGCGAUAACAGGCUAUUUCAUCUGGAAAGCGAAGUACCAGGUGCGACACUUCGACGCGAACUGGAACAUCGCGCCGGAGCACCAGCUGCCGCCGACGGUCGUGGGGGCGUUCGCGCUCCCGAUCUCGCUGUUCUGGUUCGGGUGGACGGGCAACUUCGCCAGCGUGCAUUGGAUCGUGCCCAUCAUUGCGUCGAUGUUUUUCGCCGUCGGCGGCUGCCUGAUCUUCAACGGCAUCUUUUGUUACCAGGCUCAUGCGUACCCCAGGUAUGCGGCGUCCGUGUUGGCGGGCAAUGAUUUUAUGCGCUCGUCGUUUGGCGCCGGCUUUCCCUUGUUUGCGACGGCGAUGUUUCAUAACCUGGGCGUGGGCUGGGCGUGUACCCUGCUCGGGUGCUUGACUCUCUUGUUCGUGCCAUAUCCGUUUGUUUUGCUGAGAUAUGGUAGGCGGUUGAGGAUGGCGAGUAAAUUUGCUAGGCAUGAUAUUUGA
Aspergillus bombycis is the source of this 1677-nucleotide messenger RNA. RefSeq names its product MFS transporter. Gene Ontology annotation, biological process: xenobiotic detoxification by transmembrane export across the plasma membrane. The transcript has 4 exons. Gene Ontology annotation, molecular function: fluconazole transmembrane transporter activity. NCBI's taxonomy places the organism in Eukaryota, Fungi, Ascomycota, Eurotiomycetes, Eurotiales, Aspergillaceae. Bases 1 to 1677 code for a protein of 558 amino acids. The record is from RefSeq and is a predicted model, not a curated record.